Armigeres subalbatus is the source of this 1433-nucleotide messenger RNA. RefSeq lists its product as uncharacterized. NCBI's taxonomy places the organism in Eukaryota, Metazoa, Arthropoda, Insecta, Diptera, Culicidae. Bases 74 to 1258 code for a protein of 394 amino acids. The record is from RefSeq and is a predicted model, not a curated record. The transcript is spliced from 5 exons.
CUGCUUUGUGUUUCCUAAAAAGUAUUAUUUGAUGGUAGUGCUAAACUCCGAAUAAAGCUUUUACAACACAAAAAUGGGACGAACCAAAGUAUAUACAUCAGAAGGUCAAGUUAUUUGGGUUGCAAAGAGUGAUGGAAGAUCAUCUAAUACUCACCAACCUGAGCGUACCCCAGAGGUGCUGUUUGAGUUUCAUGAUCUGGAGCAACCACAAGAAUUAUCCGAUGUGGGAAAAUACGAGUCAGAAUACGUGGAAGAGGUUGUUCUAGAGGAUGAGAUGGCCGAGCAUAGAGAUGAUGCUGCCGACCAAGGUAGCCUACAGACCUUUACGUCGCAUCGGGGCGCCACCAAGGCUAGGGUCACAGACCUACGGUAUAAUUUGGCGAAAUGGUCAUCAACGAAUCGCGUCUCGAAUGACGCCAUGGAUGAUCUACUGGGUUUGCUGAAGAAACAUCGCGUUCCAGGCUUGCCUGAUAGCAGUACAAGUCUUCAGUUGUAUCUCAAAUCUGAUAAAUCAACACGAGCAUUUGUCGAUUCCGAUUCGGAUCAAAGCGAUAAUCCGCCCAGCCCUGACCGUUCGAAUGCAUCACGAGUAAACCGGAAAAGAAGUGUAGGGCCAGAGCAGAAUACAUUAUCGGUAAACGUAUCCGAUCUGACUGAGCUUUUCAACAAAAUGGAUGUUAUUGACAGAAAACUGGAUAUGCUGACUGAGAACGGAGAAGCACACAGUGAGAUGCUUCGGCAUGUAUUAACUGAAAUAGCAUCGGUUAAAGCGUCCGCAAGCGUGAACAAAGGAGACCUAUUAGAUUAUGAGGAUACAACGCGCCGUAUUGUUUUACCUGUGGAAAGUCAAGCUAAACUGGACAAUCUGGAGAUUUUCUCAAAACAGCGGGAAGGAAGGGCAGCACUGCGCAAAACAUUCAACGAUGAAACUUCAAAUGAUCCUUACGAUUUCCUGCGCACUAAUGUGGAUCGAGUGUUCAUGCACGCGGAACACUAUUCGUGGACGGGCAAAAUUGCACAUAACGCAAAAUACGAAAAGCAAAUGCGAGCUGCUUGUAACCUGAACAUUAUUCGUAUUCUGAUUGAUGUGACGAUGCAGCGAUUCAACAUUUCGCGUGAUGAUUGCAUUCAAAAGAUAGUGAAGGUUUUCCAAAACUUCAAUGCCAAACUUCAUGCCAGACAAAAGCGGGCAAAAGAAGGUAUUAAUACACCGCCGAAGGUUCCAAAUCCCAUGGUCAAGAAAAUAGUAGCCGAAUAAUGUGGUAAGUACAGGAGUAUGAUUACUUUAGGAAACUUUCUACUGGGAAGUAAUUGAUGUUAUAUGUUAUACUCCGCAAAUUGCUUUUCACCAAAUUCUGUUGAUGUCAUUCUUCAAUACCAAUAAGACAGCUUGAUAUUAUUCAAGAAACAAAUAAAACGAUGUAAGAAAAACA